AUGGAGCUGCUGGGCAAGAUCGACGACAUCGAGACGGUGAUCGAGGAGAAGGAGAAGAUCAUCGAGGUCGCCGAGGCGAAGCGUACCGCCGCGCAGCGCGCCGCCGCCCUCGUCGAGGCCAAGGCGCUCCAGGCGAGCACCCCGAGCGGCGCGGACGGUGGCGGCUCGUCAUCGACGGCCUCGCGGCGCGAGGCGAUGUCGAUCCCCGACCUGAUCGAGCUGCUCUACAUGCGCAACGCGAAGGCGGCCGAGAAGUCGCACGAGGCGCUUCUCGCCCGGCUCGAGGAGGGCGGCCGCGUGGGGCGGAACGACGAGCCCGUCUUCGCCUCCGAGCUGCCGCUGUACCGCGCCAACCUCGCCAGCCGCGCAAAGAUGGCGCGGCGGCUGCUUCCGGCGGUGCGCGAGCGCGCGCAGGGCCUCGAGCAGACGAACGCGCAGCUCCGCGCGCGCUUCUCCCAGCUGCAGCGCGCGUGGGACACCGCGACGGCCAAGCGCGAGCGGGAGCGCGAGAAGCGCAAGUCGCUCAAGACGGCUCACGACGACGGCGCCAGCGGCGGGCGCGCCAGCCGCAACCGCACGGUCGGCUCCUUCGACGUCGUGCGGUCGGAGGAGGAGAUGAACGCAGUGCUGGCGCAGCUCGCCGAGCAGGAGAAGAAGGAGCGCAACGACGACUGGUGCCGCGCCAAUUGCGCGGUCCCGACGCCGAUGCUGCUCGAGCCGCUCCUGUCUGCCACGCCGACGUUUAUACCGCGCAACGGCGUCAUCCCGGACGUGAUGGCGGACGAGCGCGAGCGGAAGAAGCGGAUGGUGUGGAGCGAGGAGGAGGAGGCCCUCUUCACCGCAAAGUACCUCACCUACCCCAAGAACUUCCGCAAGAUUGCCUCCUUCCUCGAGUGGAAGUCGCCCGGCGACUGCGUCCAGUUCUACUACCUCAACAAGUACAAGCUCGACCUCAAAAAGACGCUGCUGAAGACGCAGCGCCGCCGCCCCGGCUCGACGCCGCGUGCGUUCCGCGAGGUGCAGGCCAUCACGCCCGCGCGCGCCGUCGAGGCGCCCAAGCCGGUCAACGACAAGGACUUUGUCACCAACCCCUUCCGGCAGGGCAUGCGCGCGCGCGCGCGCAACUUCUCGUACAAGGAGUCGGACAUCGCCUCCCGCGCAGAGGGGUCGGAGGAGGUCGCCGAGCCUGCGGCCGCACUGCCGCCGCUGCCGCCGCUCCCCGCCAGCGGCGCCACCUCGAACCGCUGGUCGGACGCGGAGCGCAGCAGGCUCGCCGCGGCGGUGCAGCGGCACGGCACCUCGGCGUGGGCGCAGGUCGCGCAGCAGGUGGGGACAAAGACGUCGACGCAGUGCAAGAACUAUUACGCAAACUACCGCGACCGGCUGCCCGGCCUCGGCGGCAAGGAGGAGGCCGCCGCCGGCGCCAAGCGCGAGCGGGAGGAGGGGUCCGGUCCGGCGAGGAGCGGCAAGAAGGCGCGCGAGCUCAAGGGCGGCAAGGACAAGAAGAAGGCGCUCGCGGCGCACAGCGGGAGCGCGGCUGGCCAGCUGCACGAGCCGGAGGAUGCCGUGGCAGCGGUCGCAGCUGCGGCGGCGCACGCGAGCGCGCAGCCACAGCUACCUCCGCCACAGCCACCUCCGCCGCAGCCACCUCCGCCGCAGCCUCCUCCGCCGCCUGAGCCGCCUGAGCCAACGCAACCGCUCACGCAGCAGCAGCAGGCGCAACCGCCGCAGCAGCAAGCGUCACUGCCGCCGCCGCAGCAGACGCAGCCGCCACCGCAGCAGACACCGCCGUCGCCGCAGCAACAGCCUCAGCAGGCGCGGGCUUCGCCGAGUGGUCCCGGAAUGCACGCUGCGAUAGCAGCCGCGAUCGCCGCCGGGGCGGCAGCUAUCGGUACUCCCCCGGUGAAGCCCGAGGCCAAGGCCGAGCUGCCGCCCCCUUUGUCCGGUGCGGAUGUGCCGGCCGCCGCCGCCGCCCCUCCAGCCGCUGAGCCCGAGGGCGAUGCGGGCGCCGCCACCGCAAGUGCCGAGCGCGAGCCCAGCGACGCAGGAGACUCUGCGAUGGCAGACGCCUCUGUCAGCUGAGUCUCCUUUUUUGUCUCUAUUGUACAUGCAAAU
This is a messenger RNA of Emiliania huxleyi CCMP1516, 2115 nucleotides long. RefSeq lists its product as hypothetical. NCBI's taxonomy places the organism in Eukaryota, Haptophyta, Isochrysidales, Noelaerhabdaceae. The coding region runs from base 1 to 2082 and encodes 693 amino acids. Gene Ontology annotation, biological process: regulation of transcription by RNA polymerase II. The record is from RefSeq and is a predicted model, not a curated record. The transcript has a single exon.